AUGGUCACCAAGGACGGCAAGCUCUUCCAUAUCGACUUUGGCUUCAUCUUGGGCAAAGAUCCCAAGCCAUUCCCGCCUCCCAUGCGCAUCUGCAAGGAGAUGGUUGAAGGGAUGGGUGGUAACCCUUCGCCUGGGUACCAGUCCUUCAAGUCCAAGUGCUGUCAGGCCUUCAAAAUCCUCCGACGGCACUCCAAGCUGAUCAUCAACCUCCUGUACCUGAUGACGGAUUCUGGCAUCAAGGACAUCUGCAGCGAUCCCCAGUUCGCCAUCCUCAAAGUGGAGCAGAAAUUCCAGGCUUUGAUGGACGAUGAGCAGGCAGAGGAGCACUUCCUGAAUCUCAUAGAUGAGUCGGUGGGUGCGCUCAGAUCUCAGCUUGCAGAGCAUUGCAGGGCCAUUGACAGCCAGGCGGAGGAGGACUUCCGGAAGGCAGUCCUGCAACUGCUGAUAACUGGCGGUGGCUGGCCAGACUUCAAGCAGCGGCUGCGUCAUGUUCUCGAGGGCCGGUGCCAGGCAAAGAAUGCUUGCGCCGAAGGCCCAAAGCCGCUUGAGUUGGAGGUGGAUCCGCGCUUCACGUCUCCAAGAGCCUGCAGCAGCGGGGCAGUGCACCAGGCCCUGCUUGGCCUGGGCGAAAUGACGAGAAUUCCUUUGUUUAGGGCCAGAGCAGAUCUCUAUCGCUCUGAGGGCCCCUCUGUCGUGCUGAGUAAUGCUAGCAUCACGCAGUCAAGAGAUUGCUUCGCAUUUCGUGGAGCCAACAGCAGCCUUGCACUGCGGUUGGCAGACCAUGGUUUGAACGGAGUUCGAGCUCGCCAGCUUGUGAUCGAGCAGCCUGCUCGCUGGGCGGCGCUGCGGCCGCGUUCGGCGCCGCGGCGCUUUGCCGUUUUCGGGCUGCCAGGCUCGGUGAGUUCGAAGGCAGGAGAGACUGCGUAUACGGAGCAUAUGGGUAGCUUUGAAUAUGCUGCCGCAGGGCCGGCUGCACAGGCGUUUGACCUGCCACCAGCGCUGGUGAAGGGACUACGCCUGGUCUUCGCAGGACCCGAGUGGGGCGAGAACUACGUCUGCCUGUAUCGCGUGAAAGUGUUUGAGGAAAGUGGCACAGUUUGCAGUGGGCAUCGAACCGCCGCUGUUCUGCCUAGGCUGCGAGCAGCUGCCGACUGA
This is a messenger RNA of Symbiodinium pilosum, 1155 nucleotides long. The record is from the annotation of a GenBank genome assembly. Lineage: Eukaryota; Dinophyceae; Suessiales; Symbiodiniaceae.